GAAAUGGGACCUCGAUUUAUACGGUCUCAUCCGAAAGACAGGUCUCCACGUCCCACAGUAGGAUUCGAACCCGCGACGUAAGGGUCAACUCCUUACUUCACGACUCUAGAGCAGACGCUCUAACCACGAUGAAAUUUUGUAAAGUAAUAAAUUCAUUUAUGAAAAAUAAGAUAAAACUUUCUAGAUUGUGAAAAUAUCUUAAAUAUUCAGUACUCUUAAUUACUAUAAAUUAAUGUUUAAUUACUUUAAUAACCCUUUCCCUGUUCUGAUUUUAUAAAUAGAAUAUGCAUUGUAUUAUUAUCGAAGGUCGCACGCCCUUAAUUCGCAUUGAAUUUUCUUAUCUUUGUCAUACAUUGUGCUCUUUACUGGAUAUUGUGAACAGGAUGAUUUUCAUCUACUUGUAUGUUUUCAUCUCUCUGUUUGCCUUUUCUCAGGUAUGUUGCAAAGAAUUUACAAUAGAGCCUUUAGAGGAGAAAGUGGCAAAUUUGGAAGAUCUAACGAUGAAGUUGUUGAAAAAGUUGGAAAUGGCAGAAAACGAUAUCCAAAGCUUGACCACUGAAAAUGUCCAGAUCAGGAAAGAACUGCAGGAUACACGCCUACGGCUAGAGAUACUGGAAAAACAAGAUGAGGCUUCAAAGAUUCCAUACCCAAAGCUUCUUAUGAAAACCUCAAAAGCAAACGAAUCUUCUGAUGACACAAAAACACAAGACGAGAAUCAUGACAAUACUAGAAUGAAGGCUGGACUUAACAAAAGACUACUGGAAGGGAACAUGAUCCAUACAACAACACCACCACUAACGAAAGGAAGAGUCGGUUUCAUGGCAGUCACUACAGAUCAUCAAACGCAUAUGGGAGCAAACCAGAUUGUCCUCUUCCCUAAAGUCAUAGAAAAUGUAGGCAGUGGACUUGAUCCACAUUCUAGCAUUUUUAAGGCACCAGUAUCCGGACUGUACAUUUUCAGUGCUACCAUACUUAAUCACGCUGGAGAAACAGUUAGAUGUGCGAUUGUGAAGAAUAGUCAGAUUAUUGCGUAUAUAUUUAGCGGUGACAGUACUACCCACUCAUCUGGGUCCAAAACUGCUCUUCUCAGUCUGAACGUUGGUGAUGAUGUAUGGAUCAAAAUACAUGAGGCAUUCUCUGAUGUGCAUGUUCAUGGAUAUGCCUGGUCUUCAUUUAUGGGAGUUCUUGUAUCCUAAAUAAAAUUCUCUUAGAUUUA
Saccostrea cuccullata (small rock oyster) is the source of this 1216-nucleotide messenger RNA. RefSeq lists its product as uncharacterized. NCBI's taxonomy places the organism in Eukaryota, Metazoa, Mollusca, Bivalvia, Ostreida, Ostreidae. The record is from RefSeq and is a predicted model, not a curated record. Bases 285 to 1196 code for a protein of 303 amino acids. The transcript has 2 exons. Gene Ontology annotation, molecular function: protein binding.